This is a messenger RNA of Paramuricea clavata, 9616 nucleotides long. NCBI's taxonomy places the organism in Eukaryota, Metazoa, Cnidaria, Anthozoa, Malacalcyonacea, Plexauridae. The record is from the annotation of a GenBank genome assembly.
AUGUGUCACGUAGCCAACCGUGCCCUAACUGACGUUGAGACAAGAUACGGACAGACUGAGUUAGAAGCAGCUGCGAUCAAGUUUGCUUGUGCUGACGCCCUUUAUAAGUACUUGGUUGGACCGCCAAAGUUUGAAAUCUUUACGGAUUGCAAACCGCUUGUACAUCUCUUCAACAAUCCAACCUCAAGAGCACCACUGCGUAUCGAGCGACAAAUUCUCGCCAUUCAAGGUUUAGAUUAUGUGGUCAAAUAUCAGAAAGGAGUUGAGAACAUCGCGGAUUAUGGAUCAAGACACCUGACGAGGAGACAUGAUGACAUUCCCAUGGUGAAGUCCGUGAACGAGUUAGAAGAAGGAUUACGAACUUUUGUUUCUGAAGACAACGAGUACCUUUCCAGAAUGGCAAAAGACGACAAUGAUUACCAAUUCCUAAAAGAAGUAAUUCAACGAAACCUCUGGAAGAAACACGGAAAAGAUCCAAGAGUUUCAAGAUUCCUCGGAGUAGCGUCCGACUUAUCUGUUGUUGGAGAAAUCAUCCUGUGUAAGGACAAAGUAAUUCCGCCUUUGAGCAGUCGAAGAAGAUUUGUCGAGAAAGCACACAAGAUUGGGCACUCGGGAGAGACCCGCACGCUGAAACUUCUUCAAGAAAAGAUUUGGUUUCCUGGAAUUGCUAAACUCUGUAAAGAAGCUGUACAGAAUUGCCAAAGCUGUCAAGUCACUCAUGAUCGCACCUAUGAUGAGCCUCUUCAAUCAACAUCAUUGCCACCAGGCCCUUGGCAUACAAUCUCUGUGGAUUUCAAGGGACCGUUCAAAGAUGGAACUUACGCCCUGGUCGGCUAUGAUCUUUACAGCCGUUAUCCUGUUGUAAGCUACUGCAGAUUUACAGCGUUUUCGUGUGUAAAACCGAUUCUUGAUUCGUGGUUUUCAACAUUUGGUACAGUGAAGGAGCUGAAGUCAGAUCGAGGACCUCCAUUUAACGGACAUGAAUUCAGUGCAUAUGCUCGCGAGAGAAGAUUCGUUCACAAACCGGUAAAACCCAGACAUCCGAGAGGAAACGGUGAAGCUGAGAAAUUAAUGCAAAACGUGAAGAAGAUGGAGAGAAUUGGGAAGCAAGAAAGGAAGAAAUAUCGCUGUCUCAUUGAAGGAAUGUUAAAUGCUUACCGUGCCACACCGCAUCCUGGUACAGGGAAAAGUCCAUUCAAGCUCAUGUUUGGGAGAAAAAUGCGACUUGGAGUAUUGCCAGAGAUCUCAGAAACACCCGAACGUGAUAACCACCCUGAAGUCAGACAAAAUGAUGCCUUGUAUAAGUUGAAGUCGAAAAGAUACCACGACAAGCGCAGAAAUGUGAGAAAGUCCAGAAUUGCUGUUGGAGACAAGAUUCUCAUGAAAAACAAACGGACAGAUCCACUUAGCCGGAUUCCUGGUAAAGUGAUCAAUAUACGUGGAAACGACGUGACAGCCCGAUUUGAUGACGGGAAAGUUUUUAUGCGAGACAAGUCACAUUUCAAGAUUGUACGAGAGAGAUCUUACGUCGAAGAGCGAGAAAGAGUACGAGGAGAACAAACGUUUCAAGACAACAUACUCAACCUGAGCAGAAUCGAUCAGAGUACGCGAGACGUCCUGCCAGACCAGAUUAAUCGUGACGAAGCAGAUCAAUUGAUGAAUUCACACAAGAGCAGCACUAACAAUCGGAAACAGCCGAUUUACGUGACGCGCCGAGGUCGCGAGGUUUAUCCGCCGGAUCGAUUCCAAAGUUGAGGAAAAAUGGAAUGUUGUGAGAAUAUUAUGAACGUUUUAUAAUAUUAAGAACUCAUUAAGAACUCUUUAAGAACUCAUUCAGUUGGAACUUACUAAGUUAUGUAGCUGAUUAUGCAGCGUAUUAUUAGUUAGAUUAUCUGGUAUAUUGUUUUGUUAAUAAAGUAAAAAACCUAUAAAAAUAGAACGCUAUUUUAGACUUAGAUUUAUUUAAUAAUACUGUGUAUGUAGUCGGUAAAGUACGUGUCAAAAAUACAAUUUAGUGAAACCGAUAUUUGAGUUUAUAACAGUUUAUAUCAAAAUAAAGGUAAUCGAACUUCAGCGCGCUAUUGUGUCUGAAUUACUGCGUAUGAACGAGAUUUUUCCAUCUUUGGAAAGAUCAGGCUUUUAGCUGUUGAACAAUAUGUUGUUCAUGCCAAAUGGAUAAAAAAUAAACAAGUACGAGUCCGAUAAAAAAUACUAGUCAGAAUCGCAUAUUUUCACUGUUGAGAGUUGGGCUUAAACCAUUGAAAGUUGAUGAAUUUCACUUCAAUACACUACAGUGUGUAUAAAAAAAACUGAACCCUUUCAAAUUCAAAUUAGCUAUAACGUAUUGUAGUAAUUUGACAGCUCUAAUUGCUUUAAAUUAAUGGUUGGAUAAGAACACUAGGUCUUGUACUUAUGGGACAAAACUCAAAGAAAUAAAAAUUAGAAAAUUUAAAAGAAAUACAGUAUUCCUUGUGUUCUUACCCAACCAUUAAUUUAAGGCAAUUAGAGCUGUCAAAUUACUACAAUACGUUAUAGCUAAUUUGAAUUUGAAAGAAUUCAGUUUUUUAUACACCCUGUAUACGCACAUGAUUCAUAAUUAUCAGCCUAGUCCCAGUCAUUCUGAAGCAAGCGCGAGAAAAAAGUGGAUGUGGUACGAGACUGGGACCUAGGUGUGACGUCACCGCUAAAGGUGCUUCAGAACGCAUAGCAGAUUUCAGUAUUUUUAAUAUGGCGGAAAAGUUAUAUAUACAAAUAACCUUGUAAAUACGACAAAUGUCGACAAUGUUCGUUGAUCAUGUUCGAUGUCUACAUAACCAAAUUCAAACUGUAUUAAAAAUGUGCUAAAUUAAAAAAAAUAUAUACAAAUUUACGAUACUGAGUGUGUGCAAUGGUCGUAUAAUCGUUGAUGUUAUUUAUAUACUCGCAAGUUGUGAUCAACACUAGAUUGACCAUACUGGUAUACACCCUUUUCAUAAAUGGCUGCCGAUUAAAAAUUCUUUACGUUCAUAUAAAUUGGCCCAACUAGCCUCGUUUCUGUGUAAAAAUUCCUUUGAAAUCUUAACAUGAGUACGAGGCUAGUUGGGCUAAUUUAUAUGCACAUAAAAGAAUUUUUAAUCGGCAGCCAUUUAUGAAAAGCGUGUAUACACAACUACGCUUUCUACUUGACAGGUUUAAAUUGCUGAGGAGAUUGGAAAUAUUUGCCUGACAUGAUUGUGUUGUCAAAACAUUUUUAGUCGAAGACUCGGCAUAAUUUUCAAGCUUCUAGAUAGCAGUUAAUAUGGCUUUAUAUUUUAGUAAACACGAGUCAUAUUUAGCCCGUUAUUCCAUUCUGACUGUAUGGUAGCGAAACGUAGCCUAUAAACACUUCCCGAAUUUGCUUGAGUGCACACGAAACAAUAGCUUGGAAUCGAGGCGGACAAUGUAAUCAUUGUAAAUAAGUAGUUAUUUACAAUGAUUACAUUGUCCGCCUCGAUUCCAAGCUAUUGUUUCGUGUGCACUCAAGCAAAUUCGGGAAGUGUCUAUUUCAUUGUUCCGACAGCAUUAGAGCGAAACUAAUGACUUGAUUAUAAACGAAGGAAAUUUCCAUAAAUUUUCUAUUUACAAAUGCGGUAUGCUUGGUAACCAGGUCAGGGACCACUUUUUUGUUUUGAAAUCAGGCUCUCUCGCUGAAGCGUUCCGCACAGCAACCCAGGCAUAAAACGUUUAAGACUUAUUUAAAUAUAUCAAAGCAACGAAUAGAGAGAGCCUGGCACUAGGCUGCAUAAUUAUUAUUAAGUAGGAAUAAAUCUUAGCUAAGCUACGACAAGUUCGUGAUUAAUUGGGUUUUUUUUUGUUAUGCUCUGCUUUAAUUAGGCACAGAGGUGAAACUAUACUAUUCUGACUAACAUUUUUUAUCGGACUCGUACAUGCUUAUUUUUUCUCCACUUGGCAUGAAAAACAUGUCAUUCAAUAGAUAAAAGCUUGAUCUUUCCGAAUAUGAAAAAUUUUUGUUUAUGAAGUUCGAUUACUUUUUUUAUACACCCUGUAAAUAAACAUGACAUUAACGGUUCCUAUUGGAUAAAUUUAAUUGAAUAUAAGUAAUUAACAAUUAGACAACGAGGCCGAGUUGUCUAAUUGUUUUAGUAUAAACUUUAUCAUUAAUUUAUAACUAGGCUACAAACACAAUACAAAAAUACACAAAAACAUUAUAAAACCAUUAAAGGUAAACAAACAUUUUAGUUUUUGUUCGCGUAAAAUGUUUUACACAAUUCAGUUUUAAUUUUAAAAUUUCAUCGAGUGUAUGUUAUUUUGUCUAUUUUCUUACCCUUAAAAAUUGCCAUUCCAUAUUUUUGUUGUUUUUUCGGGGUUUUUUAGUACCGAAUUGUUCAACAAAUCGUCCAAAAAAUCAUCAGACACUUCGGCAAAAGUGCAAAACGCGAAUUUUCCGCCAUUUUGAAUUUUCUAUUAUAGGCUAUCACUAAUAGCCUACUAGUAGCGUAGCCAAUCAGAAGCCACGAUAUGUGAUAGCCUACUAGUAGGUUUAUACUAAUGUUUAUUAUGCAAAGGCGGAGCCAACUUGACAAGAGGGAAAAGUGGGCGUAUUUCGUUUCUUGAUGUGUUGUAGCCGCUCCCUCCUUUCUCCGAGGGACUGCUUGGUCUACUGUGAAAUUCAUUUAUUAUUUAUAUAUAGUGCAUAAAUUGACUCGAAUAAAUUCGUAAAGGUCGUUUAAUUUCAAAAGUUACUAUCUGAGUUAAGAUUCCAAGAAACUUCAGCAGCACAAAUGUAUUGAAUAAUAAGUUAUUUAUAAUAUCAUAUUACAUAUAUGACAAAAAACAAGGGCAUUCUUCGAAAAACAAUUUAUAAAUAUAAUUAUAAAGUAAUAAUGAGUGUCACUCUGUCCCCAUUUUGUUAUAAUCAGCGUUUUUGUAUGUGGAAACAACGUUUUAACACAAACUAGAGUAGAAUAGUAAGUUAUUACUAUUAAAACUUACCAAGGUCACACAUUUCUAGCCUUUUUUUACUGGGAAAAAGUUAUUUUAUCGGUGAGCGGUCCAUACUGCACGUUACUACUUACCGACUGCUCAGGAAACAAUCAAAAUGCUGCAUUUUGCAAAUGAACCGCUUUGCCAUAAUCGUAAUACUAUUAGAUAUUUAAAACGAUCUUUUACUUUACAGCCAUUCUUGGAUGAAAAACUUCGUAUUCAUGACACAUGCGGAGUGAACAACCUUCAUGGGAUGCCCGCCAUAUUGGCUGGAAUUGCUGGAGCCGUGGCCGCUAAGCUCGCUGAUGAGGAUGACUAUAAGAAAAGGUUUGUAAUAAAUAAUAUUAUGUAGAGCUAGUAAAAUUGAUACACAUGUUGAUAUCAUGUUGGUACAGUAUGUACAUCAACUUGCGGUUGGGGCGCGACGGUUGUGGCUUGGUUAAUGGGGGCGCUGCACCAGAAUCGCAGGGCCGCUGGUUCGAUCCCUGUUCCUAUGGUUGCAUUUUUCGCAACUGCUCGUGGUUGUCCAAUAGGUGUAUAAAAUUUACACUCGAAAUUUCCAUCUGCGAAACCAUUCCAUGACCAGAAAUAACACCAUUAUUUCUUCGACAACAAAACUUAAUUGCAUACUGUAGCGGGAUGAGCUUAGUUAGAGAUCAUGUAAACUGUAAGUUGAACACUUGAACAGCUUGCAACUAGCACAUCAGUAGUGUGCCCAUCACAUCACCCAGUGAAAUGCAUGAUCCCAGUUAGAGACUAAAUUUUGAUCUCGGCAAGAAGAACAAAAUCCGUCAGCACAGCUAGAAAGAGCAUGUUAAAAUUAGUAAAAUUGCAAACUGUUUGGUUGCGAAAUGUUGUAAAAUGAGAAAAAUAUAGCCCUACGAAAUUUGCAAAUUUUCUAUUAAUUUGUAUUACGCAAGGGAAUUUACACCACUUUCGGCCCAAAUUGCAUUUUCCAAACAUAAAACAAAAUUUGCAAAUUUCACAGAGCUAUAUUUUCCGAAUUUUACAAUAUUUUGCGGCCAAACUUUACAAUUUUACUAAUAUUAACAUGCUCUUUCUAGCUGUGGUGAUGUAUUUUAUUUUGUUUGUCUGGAUCAAAAUUUAGUCUAUAGCUGAAAUUGCCCAUUGAUAGUAACAAUAUCUACCAACGUUUUGAUCGAGCGUUUGGGUUGAUAAGUAAACGAGGAUCAUAUGUUACGCAAGCAGCCCAUUAACACUCACAACGACGGUAGACAACGUAAUGUUAUUUAGUGUAAACCCAAUGCUACCUCAAAGUGGAAAUCUAGUCCCAGUCUUCUCACGAAUGCGAUGAGCACAGUCAAUCCGAAAAGAAUAUUUUUAGGGACGGACCAUUUGAUUUUUGAUGACUAUUUUAAGACUAUUUUAAGAGAAUCGCGAGACAUGAACACGCGUGUUUUAACCCCAGACACGUGAUUUGCCUUCAGGCAAGAAUGGGGACUCUGUCUGAAGGUAGUUAUAUUCAUUUCACUGUGUAAACCUCAUUCAAAAUUAAAUAAUAUUUCAAAAUCUUGUCAAAUUAAUUUUAUUGUGUCAAAAUAUACAAAUCGAGUAAUUCUGCAUCAGUUAUUUACACAUAUGUAUAUUAUAUCAAUAUUUUAGUUUGAGCUCGGUAUUCCCUGGCAAUCAUUCGUCAUCAAAACGAGCUGGAUAUCAAGUGCUUGCUUUGUUGAUCACUCUUGGCAUUUCCAUUGUCUCUGGGGCAAUAACUGGUUAGUGUUUUACCACUGCUUUACCACAUUUAGUUUUUCAAUGUUUAAACUAUUCCCUUAUGUUUUUAUCACGGCCAAUUUACAAUAUACCAAAUUAAAUACCAUUGCAAACAAGUUACCCUAUUAAUAAAAAAUCAUCGAUCAUGAUUUGAGUGUUACCUACUAUAUAGAGAGGUUGCUUCACUUGACCUGACUUGAUUGCGCGAUUUUAGAUCACACAUGAGAAAAACAUGAAAAGAGUCUGCGCGGUUUGCAGGUGAAACCUAGAUUCUUUCUAAAUCAGACAGCCGAUCACACAAUUUCUAUAGUGCCAAUCUGAGAGUAACUGGUAUUCACAUUGAUUACGGCAACUGGAAGAGAACGUACACUCUUCUUCCUCUUUCCACUUUAUUUAUGAGUCGGACUAUGCAACUCGAUCUCUUGCAUCGUCCUCCGAAGAUGCGAUCGACGCUUUUUUUACAUUAUUAUAUUAUUUAGUCAUCACGAAGCCAACAUAUAAUGUGAUUGGUUGAUUUUAACAUUGCAAAUUAAGUCUCUUACUGUGAACACCUGCUUCGUAAUACGUUUUCCAUUCGUUUGUCAAAUAUUAACCCAUUAAUUUCAAUUAUUACUUUUCUAGGCGUGUUCUCCGCAAAACUAAGCUUCUUAAUUCUUCCACUCUUUCAAAUGCUGUGUUUUCCUCUGGAAUAUUUUCUCUUACUGGUUUCUCUUUUCGCUAAUUUUCCAUUCCAAUCAAAUGUGCAACUAUUAUUCCUUAAAUUCAGAAUGAUAUUCUGACUAAUGAGCCCGGUAGUGGUUGCAUUUUCUUGUUUUAGUUUUAAUAUGAUAAAACUAUAAACUUUACAACAUCACUUACUGUAACUUAAAAUGCAGGAAAUCGUGUUUCAUGGACCAAGAAUAAAAAACUUUCUGGUGUUUUAGGACUACACCACUGAAUGUAAAAUAUGCUCAUCCAUAAUGAUACCAUACCUUGCUGCUUUCUUGCCUUUUCAUUUUAGAUUCAUUUGGGCAGUUACAGUAGAACACCGUUAAAAACCCUGAAUUAUUUCAUAAUUUAUAUUGUCUUGCAGGCUUUAUUGUGAAGCAAAGUGUGUUUGAUCCUCCAACACGUGAACAGUUGUAUGAUGACGAAGAUUUCUGGGAGGUGAGUGUUGUAUUUAUUUUUACAAAUUACUGAUCAUAGAAGAAGAUAAAUGUAAUUGAUGUACGUUUCCCGGCUGGAUUGAAGGUCAACACUGUUGGUUUAUUGACUUGACUUGGCGGUUAUUAGCCAUUUCAUAAAUUUGCUGCAACAUUUAUGCAAGUAGAAAUGCAUGCGCACGUCAUUUUUCACAAUAGAUGACAAUUACUACAUAUUAUAUUUUUUUAUUUUUCCAUCAUAUCAUUUUAUAAGGUCACUAUAACACCUUUUAAUUUUUUUGUUUCUUUCUGCACAGCUUCCAGAAAUCUAUGUUAACCACAACGAGCCGAAUGACAUUCCUCUUCAACCAACUACAACCAAAACUGAGGCACCAUCUUCCUAAAGUUGACCUACACAGACAUUCGUCAGUUGCAUAUAUCUUCUUCUUUUAAACAUUAUAUAUCUUGUGUUUGAAAUUAUAUACGGUAGCAGUAGCUAAGUUUUGUUAUUUACUUUUAUUGCACGUAAUAGUUUUGGUGACAUUUAUUAAGCAUCGAUCUAUCUAACCUGGUUUAUUUAAGAUGUGGAUUGACGCAUCAUGUGGAUAUGUUUCUCGUUAAGCUGUAUAAGGAAGCUGACAUAAAUAUUGUUAUGAAAGUUUUAUAUCGAUGUAAUCGCUGAAAUAAAUUAGUUUUUGUUAUGUGUUGGGUGUAAUUACUCAUACGCCAUUGCCUGUGCUUCUUUAUAUCACAUAAAAAUGCUUUGAUAAUAGACCCUUUCCAUAAUUACGUCACGUAUCUCAUCUUGGCCUGGGAGCCUCAUUCUCAUGUUUCAAGAUGAACGAUGAUUCAAAACAAGAUAUGUGACGUAAUUAUCGAGAGGGUCUAUUACUGAUUGACCAAUCACGAAUCUUCCCAACUUUUUAUUCAGUCUGCAGCGCAGUGUGUAAUGGAUGAGCUGCCGGUUCGCAGGCCCCCCCCCCCUUUGUUUUGCGCGGCUAAUUGCCCCCUGGUGAUCUCAUAAUAUAUUGUAUUAUUUGCAAAUGCGAAAAACAAAGGGGGCCUGUGAACCGGCAACUCAUCAAUUGAGACAGUCUUGCGUUGGAAAGGGGCGCGCGACAAUUCUUUAAAAUUAAUAGUAUAGUUAUAUAGUAAAGUCUCACAUAGUUUUAUGUAAAAGUUGGUUGUCCCUGGCAGAAAAAGAUGCAGUGUCAUCUGCUACCGUGCUGCAUGAGCGAUGUGAUUUAAUCGGGGUUGAACGAACUUUUCUUUUUUUUGUGCGAAAGAAGUGGCGAAAUUAUAUAGCUCAAUAUAUGACUCAUAAUGCCAUUAUAUCUAAUUCACAAUGAAUCUUCAAUAUAGAUAUAAUAUAAAAUUACAUUAUUGUUAUUUUGUCGCGAUGGCAUAAAAUCACAUCGCUCAGGAAGUGACACCAAGCCUUUAGGCAAAGUUAUUGUAUAAAGUUAUUGUAUAAAGUGCUGAACUGACUUCUAAUCUACUGUACUACUCGCAAGUCCCGGUUCAUUGAUACUUGCGUGUCUAAUAUAUUGGGUUUACCGCAAUAAGUAAGAUUCGUCCCUCUGAAGCUUGAUUGGAGAAUAAAAACACCCUUAUGUUCAUCGCCAUAAGCCGAUGGAGGCAAAGGACGUGUCUAAAGAUGGCUUAAAUAAUUGAAACAAAUAUUCUCUUCCGCUUCCUCCAUUUAGGUUCCUGAUAAAGUUGUUUCAGUUGAUUACGAACUGGUGAAGAAAAGAGAGCCUGGUGGUGAAGUCGAGAAGACAUCUGCUGCAGACGAUUCUUGA